This is a messenger RNA of Plenodomus lingam JN3, 216 nucleotides long. The record is from RefSeq and is a predicted model, not a curated record. Lineage: Eukaryota; Fungi; Ascomycota; Dothideomycetes; Pleosporales; Leptosphaeriaceae.
AUGCCCUACCAGCCCCGAGCCCAACACAGCACACAACCCAAAGAAUCCAAAUCCAACACAGCACAUGAGACACAGGAUCAAACACUGUCCGAAUCCCAGUCCGAAUCAAAAAGAGUCCCUGUUCAAAUCCCACUCGACAUUCCACUCCCGGCCCUCGCAAACCAUGCAUUUACCAUUUACAUUCACAAAUCUACCCUCUACAACCUCCACUCUUAG